Sander lucioperca (pikeperch) is the source of this 9137-nucleotide messenger RNA. It is a transcript of the gene vwf, whose product is annotated as von Willebrand factor. Bases 275 to 8839 code for a protein of 2854 amino acids. Gene Ontology annotation, biological process: cell-substrate adhesion; blood coagulation. Gene Ontology annotation, molecular function: protein binding. The record is from RefSeq and is a predicted model, not a curated record. The transcript has 53 exons. Lineage: Eukaryota; Metazoa; Chordata; Actinopteri; Perciformes; Percidae. Gene Ontology annotation, cellular component: extracellular matrix.
GUGAUAUUCUGCCGUUUUUGACAUAACCUGGCGAGGGGAGGGGUCUCAAAGAAAAGCCAGUGGCAGCUAGGCGGGGGUACGUUCUUUGCUAUAAAAUAGAUUCCAGGGUGGUUGAGCAUUCAACCAACUUCUCAGUUGAGCCUAGGUUUGACACAGACCAUCACACUGCAUCAUUAUGCCUUGACUGUGUGAGGUCUAAAAGUGCAACAUUUGGAUUUUCCAAUUUUGGAUUGUGUUUGCCUUUUCCUUGCAACUCUGUGGAUUAACUGGAGCCAUGGAGGUGUGUAUGUGGAGGUACUUGCGAGAAAUUUGGGUUCUGCUGCAUCUGACAGCUUGCGUGGCAGGUAUGACCGGGAGAUGCAGUCUGUUCGGACGACACCACGUCCACACGUUUGACGGUGUUUUGUAUGAGUUUCCUGGAGACUGCAGCUACCUGCUGGCUGGAGACUGCAGCCAUCGCUCCUUCACACUGCUGGGUGAUUUUGUCAAUGGCAAAAGAACUGGAGUCACACUGUUUCUGGGGGACGCCUUUGAGCUGCACCUGUCUGUAGACGGACGGCUUUCACAAGGAGGAAAAAGACUAUCUGUUCCCUAUGCAUCUCAUGCUGUGUUUGUGGGCUCAGAGCUUGGCUUUUAUAAGCUCUGGAGUGAGGAGUUUGGCUUCACUGUUACCAUUGAUAAUGCAGCCAACAUCGCCUUGACACUGACAAAACACCAUGCCAACCGCACCUGUGGCCUCUGUGGCAACUUCAACUCUGUAUCAGCUGAUGAAUAUACUGCUCAAGAGGGAUUUCCGACAGAGGACAGUUAUGAUUUUGCGAAUUCGUGGGCAGUGAAGGGAGCUGAUCAGUCAUGUCGACGUGUCUCAAGUCCCAGCCAGUCCUGUAACAGCACAAAAGAGACCACAGCGAUUUUGUCCAGCUGCAGCGUGUUGCAGACGUCUAGCGUGUUUCUGCACUGUGCCCACCUGGUCUCUCCUGAGGCGUUCCUUUUGCUGUGUCAGGAGGAGGCAUGUCACUGUGACCAGAGGGAGGAGGAGGACUGUUACUGUCCGUUCCUGUUGGAGUACGCUCGCACGUGCCACGCCCACGGGAUACUCCUUCGUGGCUGGCUGGAGGAGAGCCAGUGCUUCCCCAGGUGUCCAAUUGGGAUGCAGUACAGUGAAUGCACCAAGUCCUGCUCUACAACCUGCCAUAGUCUCAACAUCCAGGAGGUCUGCAAGGAAGAGUGUGUGGAUGGCUGUACAUGCCCUGUGGGUAAGGUUUUGGAUGGUAUUCGCUGUGUGGAGGUAUCUCAGUGUUCCUGUGUGCACAUGGGACGACAUUUUCCACCAGGAUCCACUAUCUCUCAGGACUGCAACACCUGUGUGUGCCGUCACGGUUCCUGGGAAUGCACCAAUGAAGUCUGCCCUGGUGAGUGCUUGGUGGUGGGCCAGUCUCACUUCAAGACCUUUGACAACAAGUUCUUCACUUUCACUGGUCACUGUCAGUAUCUGCUGGCAAGAGAUUGCACAGAUAAUGGGUUUUCUGUCAUUAUUGAGAACGUACAGUGUGCAGAUGAUCAGGAUGCUGUGUGCACACGCUCAGUGACACUCAGCCUGUCCUCUCUGGAGGAUAUGACAGUGAAGCUGAAGCAUGGAGGAAUUGUCUCUGUCAACAGCAUGGACAUCCAGACCCCAAUGCAUCAUGGCCGCCUGCAUAUCCAGAGAUCUGUGCAGUCUUCUGUGCGUGUAAAGUUUGGAGAUGACCUUCAUCUGGACUGGGAUGGGCGAGGCCGUGUGCUUUUAAAGCUGGGACCACAAUGGCAAGGGCAGACUUGCGGCCUCUGUGGUAACUUUAAUGGUAACCAAGGUGAUGACUUCUUGUCUGGAUCUGGUCUAGUCGAGGCGGGUCCUCAGGCGUUUGGCCAGUCAUGGAGGAUCAACGGAGACUGUGAAUCUACCCACAAACAUGAGACUGAUCCAUGUGCCAUUAACCCCAAAAGAGUGCGUUUUGCAGAAGAGGCAUGUUCGGUGAUGAUGUCAGACAUGUUCAGUCCGUGCCACUAUCUGGUGAACCCGGGUCCGUUCCAGCGGUUCUGUCGGUAUGAUGUGUGUGCAUGUGUGAACGGUGAGGAGUGCCUCUGCUCUGCUCUGUCUGCCUACGCAGCUGCCUGCACUGCCAGAGGAGUGCUGCUCAACUGGAGGUCUCCCUCACUCUGUGAGCUGGAGUGCACUGGAGGCCAGGUAUAUGAAGCCUGUGGGAGUGUGUGCGACCGGACGUGCCGUGCUCUGUCUGGCGCUGAGGCUGGAUGUGAGGGGGAGAGGGUGUGUGAGGAGGGCUGCUUUUGUCCUGCUGGAAAGUACCUGAGCGACUCCGGAGAAUGUGUGACAGCUGACCUGUGCACCUGCCUGCACGAUGGACAGCUUUACCAGCCUAGUGAUGUCUACGCGGAUCACAGCAGCAUCUGCUACUGUGAGAAUGGCACCAUGCACUGUAGCUCCCCUGAAAUGAGUACUUCACUGUCUGACCUCUUCUAUGAUGACGACACGGCACCAUCCAGAGAGCGCCGGUCAGCCCAGUGUUUUCCUCCCUUAGUCCGUGCAGAGUGUGAUGCAGGAAAAAAAGGCCUUGAGUGUGCCAGAACAUGCCAGAAUCUGGAUCUGCCUUGUGUCAGCCUCGCCUGCAUCCCUGGCUGUCUCUGUCCUCCCGGCACAGUACGUCACCGCAGAGACUGCAUUGCACCGGAACAGUGUCCCUGUUACCAUAACAACAGGCCAUAUGCAUCAGGACAGGCCAUCUCCGUGGACUGCAACACCUGUGUGUGUGAGAACAGGAAGUGGCGCUGCACAGAGAAGGUGUGCAAUGGUGUGUGCCGCACUGUGGGGGAAGGGCAUUACAUCACUUUUGAUGGCUUCAAAUACUCUUUCCCCGGCCUCUGCCAAUAUGUCCUGGUCCAGGAUAUGUGUAACGGAGAGGAGGGUUCAUUCAGAGUGCUGGUGGAGAAUGAGGCCUGUGGAAUUGUGGGACAUCGCUGUGCAAAAGCUAUCACGAUCUUCUACCAGGGAGGGUUGAUCGUAAUGCAACAUGGAGAGGUGAAGAUGAAGAGGCCGGUGCUACAGAGCUCACAGGUGGAGAUUUUGCAAUCUGGUCAGUUUUACACCGUGCUGCUGGGGAAACACAUUUCCCUCAGCUGGGACAAGGGAACUCGCCUCCUGGUUCACAUCUCAGCCACAUACGGGGGCCGGGUGUGCGGCCUGUGUGGUAACUUUGAUGGGAACGUCAACAACGACUUGGUGAGCAGUAACAACCAGCUGGAGGUGGACUCCUCACACUUUGGGAACUCGUGGAAGGUUAUUCCCAGCUGUGCCGAUGUAACAGAGAUACCCGCGCCUUGCAGUGACAACAUUGUCAAGCUGGUAACGGUGGAACAGUCAUGUCGUGUGAUCACUGGUCCUCUCUUCAGAGAAUGUAACAGCCAGGUGGAUGCAGAGCCCUAUGUAGAGAUGUGUGUGGAAGCAGCAUGCUCUUGUCCCUCAGUGGGCGAUUGUGCGUGUUUCUGUGAUGUCAUCGCGGCCUACGCUCAGGCCUGUUCAGAGAGGGGUGUAUCCAUCAGCUGGAGAUCCAAUGAUCUUUGCCCCAUAAGCUGUGAGGAGCUGAACCCCAAGGGCCCAGGUGUAGGGGAGGAGUUAUGCCAGUGGAGGUAUAACACUUGUGGCCCUGCCUGUCCGAUCACCUGCCAGCACCCAGAUCCCCUGCACUGUUCACUCUCAUGUGUGGAAGGUUGCCAUGCCUACUGCCCCCCAGGCCAACUACUGGAUGAGGUGGCCAUGCGUUGUGUAGAUCCCUCUCAGUGUCAGGUGUGUAUCCAUGAGGGUCAGAGAAUUUCCCACGGCAACAAGGUCAUCCUGAACCACAAUGACCCCGACCACUGCAAGAUAUGUCACUGUGACAACAACACACUGAGCUGUGAAGUUUGUGCCUCCUCUGCCAUGUUCACGACUCCCACUCCAACACCUGCCUAUGCCACCUUCACGACCCUGCCCUUCACCACCUUGAUGCCCGAGGGCACGUGUGACCGCGCCAUGGAUCUGGCAUUCCUGUUGGAUGGUUCAGAAGCCCUGAGUGAAGACGAAUUUCAGGCAACCAAAGAGUUUAUACUGGGAGUGGUUGAACGAUUCCGCAUGGGCUCAGCUCACACCCGAGCCACAGUGCUGCUAUACCACUCUGGAGUCAAAACAUAUGACCUGCAGGUUCAGAAGUGGCUGUUUAAGAAGACUGUGCAUGAUCUGCAUUACACAGGGGGAGAUGCAGCCUUCUUGGAUGAGGCUGUCAAGUAUCUAGUUAUCAACAUCUAUGACAAAAACAAGCGUGACAAUGCUGGCCGCAUUGCCAUCAUCUUGACUGCUAGUGCCAACCCUCGCCCUGUCCGUGCCAUGGUCAAGAUGCUCCGCAGGAAAGCCAUCACCACCCUGACAGUGGCGCUGGGUCCCGGGGUAAACAUGGGGCAGAUUAAUGACAUCACCAAGGCCAACCCAGAAAACAGGGCCUAUGUGCUGAGUAGCACAGGUGAGCUGCCUGAUCGUCUGUUAGAGCUGAAUGAUUACCUCUGUACCUUGGGGAUGGAGCCUGAGGUGGUGAAACCUCCAACGCCAAAGUCCACUUCGGGUAAAGCUCGGCAGGGCACAACCACCACGACCCUGGCUCCUCGCCUGGAGCCCAACCCCACACAACAUCUCCCCAACACUCCUACAUCCACCUCCCCCUCUGGCCUGUCUCCCCUCACCACAUUGCCAUCUUCCAUCUCUCCAGCCAAAGAUGUGACUUUCAUCCUGGAAGGCUCUGAUGCAGUCGGCGAGGUCAAUUUUACCAAGUCACUCCUCUUCCUGGAGGAAGUGAUCUCACAGCUGAUGGAGGAGGAGGAGGAGGUCAUUCGUAUUACUGUGAUCCAGUACUCAGUAACUGUCACGGUGGAGAUCCAUCGGUGGGAGUUGAGGGGGCAGAGGACCCUGCUGCGGCAACGACUGAGGGAGAUCCGUUGGAGGGGUGGAAGUAAGACGAACACAGGCGCAGCUGUCACUACGACUUUUCAAGAAAUGGCUACGGUCCAGCCUUCACGUGGCCCCACCCCUCCUCAGCUGGUCUUCCUUGUGACAGAAAACCCGCCAACUGACACAGUAACUCGCCCGCCAUCUACGAGCACCCACACACAAGUGUAUCCAAUUGGUGUUGGAUCAAAAAUACGUGAGAUUGACUUGCUACCAUUAAGCUUCCCUCAACGCCCGCUGAUUGUUGAUGACUACAACCGUCUGACGACCCUGGUAGAUCGUGUAGUCAAUAUCACACGCACCACAGUUAGGCCUCGCUCUCCUACACUGCCACCCUUGGUCCUCCCAACACUCUCUAGCCUUCCAACCUCAGUGCCAUGUAAGAAGCCUGUGGAUGUGUUGUUCCUGUUGAAGGCUGGAGAGCAGUUUGAGGACAUGAAGACAUUUGUCAAAGCUUUCAUCAAUAAUGCUGACAUAGGGCUGAAUGGCACUCAGGUGAGUGUGGUUCAGUAUGGAGACACCAACACAGCAGAUCUCACCUGGAAGGAUGAACAGAGCAAAUCUCACCUGAUGAACCUGGUGGACAGUAUACCAAGCAGGACCACUGCUGCCCCCGCACUAGGGUCUGCACUGCGAUUCGCUGUGCAGACGGCCAUCUCGCCAGUCAGCGGUGGAAGAGUCGGCGUAGCCAAGGCUGUGGUGAUGCUGGUGACUGACAAAUCCGCUGAUGAUGUCAAAGAAGCAGCUAACGAGGCACUGGCAGCAGGUGUGUCAGUGUUCCCCAUCGGGGUGGGACCAGGCUAUGACAGGAGUGAGCUUAGCGUGCUUGGUCACCACGGCAACCAAGACAACACUCUGCACUUGAAUAGCAUGGAUCAAUUACUGAUGUUGCUGACUCUAGAUCAUGGUUACACAGAGAGAAUCUGCAGAGCUGGUCCACCAGGACUGUGUGUUGAUGAUAAUGGAAAUGAGAGAAAGCCUGGUGAGUCAUGGCUGCUGGAGGACGGCUGCCACUCUCUCCUGUGCCACCCCAGUGGAGCAGUGACAGUACAAAACCACAAAGUCAGCUGUGACAGACUGGAGCCGCCGGCCUGCAGAAACAACAUGCCACCUGUCCGAGUCCAGGAGACCUGUGGCUGCCACUGGGAAUGCCCUUGCAUGUGUAUGGGCAGCUCAACCAAUCAUGUGGUUAGGUUUGACGGCUUGGCGCUGAGGCUGGAUGGGGAGGGUUUGUGCUCCUAUACACUUCUCACUGUCAGCAGAGGCAGCAAGGAAGGGUCAGAGGUCAAACUCCACACUGGGCCUUGUCAAGACUCAGCAAAUUACAACCAGGUCUGCAUGAAAGCCAUGGAGGUUAACCACGGAGCGCAUAAAGUGCUGCUGAAGGAUGAUAUGACUGCAGUGAUCGAUAGGGAAGAACUUGCACUGCCGUGGCGGUUCGCUGGCCUAGAGCUGGUGCGUUAUGGAGGAGUGAUGCUGCAGCUUAAGUCAGACCACGGCUACGUCCUGUCUUUCACUCCUCAGAGCAACGAGUUUACCAUCAGACUGCUCAGCUCCACCACCACAGGCCACACCGCUGGACUCUGCGGUGCCUGUGGGGAGGAAAAGUUUAACGUCCUAUCUUUGCGUAAUGGCAGCUCAACCGCUGACCAGCCAGCAUUCAUCUCAGACUGGACUGUGGCUGUAGAUGACGGCGUGUGUCUGCCAAAGCGGAAGGCAGUGUGUGUGUCUGGAGCAGCGAUGGGAUGUCAGGCCCUACGUUCUGAGGUGUUUGAACCAUGCCAUGCGCAUAUUCCUGUCCAGGUCUUCCUUGCCAAGUGUGAGGAGCAGGCAUGUGAGGAGUCAGAUGUGUGUGAACUCAUUUCUGCCUAUGCACGCCUGUGUAGACAGAGUGGUGUGUGUGUGGACUGGAGGAGCCCCCACCUCUGCCCAUUACAGUGUCCCAGCUCCAUGGAGUAUGAUGCAUGUCGGACAGGGUGUGUAGAGGAUUGUGGUAGCACAAAGAUGUCUCGAGGAGACUGGUCGGUUGCCAGGGGUAACGAGUCAUUCUGUAUGGACACACCUACUGAGGGCUGUUUCUGUACUGGAGGGACAGUUUUGAAUCACGGACGGUGUGUAUCACCAGAAGCAUGUGGUCAGUGUGUUGACCAUCAUGGACACACGUAUACGUACAUGCAGAGUUGGGUACCAGAUGAGAACCCAUGUUUGAUUUGCAUGUGUUUGGACCAACAACACGUCAACUGCACUGCCCGGCCCUGCAAUGACAUCAAAGCUCCAGUAUGUGGCCCCUGUGAGAUCCUGAGAGAGAAGAGAGAGUCUAAGUGCUGCCCAGAGUACGAGUGUGUGUGUGACCUGAUGACUUGCGACUUGCCUGAAGUGCCCCGCUGUGAGGACGGUCAGACUGUGGUUCUGAAAAAUCCUGGGGAAUGUCAACCUAUUCACGAGUGCGUCUGCAAAAAGGAAGAGUGUGCUCUUCAAGCUCCCCCCGCUUGUCCCUCACAUCGCCAACUGUCAGUGAAAGACACAAAGUGCUGCGACGUGUUUGAAUGUGUGUGCAACUGCCACAACUACACCCACACCUGCCCUGCUGGGUUCAUCACAUCAUCCUCUACCAACGACUGUGGUUGCACAGAAACCAACUGCCUACCAGACAAGGUGUGUGUGGUCGGUGGCGUGGUUCACCCAGUGGGGAGUGAAUGGGAGGAAAGAUGCGAGAAGUGCAGCUGCACCCAGCUACAAGACAAAGACACAUCACUGCACAUUGCUCAGUGUACACCGCCUGUGUGUGAUCGAACCUGUCCUCAGGGCUCCUCAUACACUCCAUCAAAAGGAGAGUGCUGUGGAAAGUGCACACCGAACAGCUGUGUGGAAUCAACAGGAGAGAUGCGCGGGGACACACUGAUUAGAGGAAACCUCAGACGUGUGGGAGAGGUAUGGCAGUCUCCACAUGAUAAAUGUGUUUUACAUCAGUGUGUGAAAGUGAAAGACGAGGUGUUCAUCUCUGCAACAAACGUAAGCUGCUCUGUUAUGGACACUCCAUCCUGCCCGCUGGGAACCGAGUUACGCUGCAACACCCAGGAUUGCUGCCCCCGCUGCCACUGCGCUCCGAUGGAUGUCUGUGUCCUCAACAACACUAUGAUAGGAGCAGGGGAGAGGCUAAUGGUGGACGUGUGUACACACUGUGAGUGUAUGGUGGAGGAUGGUGCUGUGAGGAAAUACAGACUGUCCUGCAGGAGAAUCAGCUGCCCCACUUGCCCGAUGGGUUACACUUUGCAGAAGGAGGAAGAUGCUUGCUGUGGUCGAUGUGUUCCUACUGCCUGCUUUAUGCAAAGGCCAGAUGGAAAACUGAUCAGUCUGCAGGUGAACACCACUAGCGAGGAUGGUUGCAACCUGUAUACCUGUAGUGUAAACAGUAAAGGGGAUCUUGUCCUGCAAACCAAAGUGACCACCUGCCCUCCUUUUAACCGCCAAACUUGCCUGGACCAGGGGGGGAAAGUCAGCCAGAUUGGAAAAACCUGCUGUGAGAUGUGUACGGAGCCAGAGUGUCGGAGGACAGUAGGAACGCUUAACUUCAUCAAAGUGGAUGAUUGCCAAUCAGAAAACCAGAUAGAAUUGCAGUACUGUGAGGGCAAAUGUCGCAGUAAGUCCAUGUACUCCCUGGAGAGGGAUGCUGUGGAGCAGGAGUGUGUGUGCUGUGCGGCUGUGGAGACGGAGCCUCUCAGCGUUCCCAUCCUGUGUGCCAACGGCACUCGUAGCCACCAGACUGUCCUGUCUGUCACUGCAUGCGACUGUCUGUCCAAACACUGUACCUAGAGAAAAAGAGAGAGUGAGAGAGAAUGAGAGAGAGUUUAUAAAUGUAGACGGUAUGUGUGUAUUCAAGUAAAAUGUACCCAUUUAAAAAAUAACAACACAAAUAACAAUAAAACAAACCUGCCAGUUUCUGUAAGCCCUACUUUUGUAUCUGCAUUUUGUUGUAAUCUGAAUAUUUUUAUUGAAAUAUAUGGGUUUGUUGUUUUAGAUGUUUGAAUAUUUUAAAAGUGAUAACAGAUUUUCUUCAGGUUUUUGAGAUUGGCUAACAAUUAUAAAAACAAAAAAGUUGAUCAAUGUUGAA